UGAUCUCAUUUAAAUUCAAGGGGUUUGAACGGAUGGUCAGAAUUUUCGUACCCUCCCGUCAACUUUAUCUUGAAGUUUCUAGCGCCUUUGUAAUUUUCAUAAACAUUUACUUUUGAGAACUUGAAGCUUCGAAGGAGACCGAUCUUCUGUUACAGUGUUAAGUGUACCAAAGGCCUUGACUAUAAAACGUCCUUGAAACAAGCCAAGAUAUGUGCGGAAUGACAACAAAACCAAGAGGCCUAGGUGAAAGGUCAUUACUAAGUAUGGCGCCGCCGGAGAGAGGGCGGAAGUGUUCUUCUCUACUUUCUUUCGCCGCUAAAAUCGCCUGUGUGGACUUCCCAUGGAUCCGACUUGUGCUACUCUGGGUCCUGGUCAUUAUCUGUUCCCUUGUGCACCAGUUCGCGCCCCUGAAAGACUCGUACCUGAACAACACAGACAACGUUUUGAACGCGUACUUCGCGGAGUGGAGCUGGGCUUGGACUGUCAUCCCUACCGCCAUCUUCGUCCUGUUGAGCAGCUAUGUUUACACCGUGGGUAGCGUCAGGGCUGUUCUCAAACACCAAGUCCGCAUGGUUGUGGGUACCGUGGUGUGGAGAGUGUGGGUGGGCUUGUUUCUCGGCGUGCGACAGUGGACGGUAAGCUGCUCGGACCGCAGCUUUGGCGCCAACUCGACGGCGUGCGAGGAGGCAGGACACCGCUGGGAGGGGUACGACAUCUCCGGUCACACCUUCCUCCUCAGUUUCUGCAUCUUCUUCAUCACCUCUGAACUGUCGGUGCUCCUACGAUGGGACAGUAUCCCUGAACGGUUAGAAAAGCUGGGAACCGUUCGUUUACGUGACGAGCAGCCGUCGGAUCGGAGUGAUGAAGGAGCCGAAGAUGAAACCCACACCGUAGAAGAAUCAGACUCGUCCCUUGAGUGGUUUUACCGACUCACUCCGUUCCUCUGGCCCCUGUUUUGUCUACUGGUCCUCCUGAGGUUGUUGUGGGGAUUCCUGCUGACUGUCACCGCCCUGUACUUCCACACGGUAGGAGAGAAGCUGAUCGGUCUGUUCUGCGGGACGUUCUCGUGGUGGAUGACGUACGAGGUUUGGUACAAACGCGCGUUCCCAGGCAGACCAGGGGGAGGGCCACUCGGGCUUGACGGAACACACACGCACGGCACGCCGCAGCCUGGACAGAUAGAGCUACCGGCUACCAACUAGUUCGCUACAGUGAGAGUUACCGAGGAUGUGAAGUUUUUGUUGUAUGUUUAUGUCAUACUUGAAUGGGAUGAAGCGUGUCUGGGAUGGAAUUUCAGGUCAGGAAAACUAAAUUUUCAUAAGUCAAUUCUAUAUAGAUGUAAAGUUUAAUCAAUGCUAUCCCAUAGCAUACGGUGUGAGGCAAAAUUUCGAUAUCGCUGACGCAAAACG
This is a messenger RNA of Branchiostoma belcheri (Belcher's lancelet), 1409 nucleotides long. Its product is annotated as FIT family protein CG10671-like. The transcript has a single exon. Gene Ontology annotation, biological process: lipid storage; lipid droplet organization; phospholipid biosynthetic process. NCBI's taxonomy places the organism in Eukaryota, Metazoa, Chordata, Leptocardii, Amphioxiformes, Branchiostomatidae. The record is from RefSeq and is a predicted model, not a curated record. Gene Ontology annotation, cellular component: endoplasmic reticulum membrane. Bases 210 to 1202 code for a protein of 330 amino acids.